CACUAUAAGUUAAACUGAAUCGUGAGAAAUUCAAUUCAGGACAAUAAUGAGCACAAAACAUUCCGAAACCGGUUAUCAUUUUCGCCAUCAGUCGAAGGUGCUCAAGUUCAUAAUAAAUCUCAUCGAUGGAAUUCAGAAAUUGACAUUCAGAAGUUUUCCGUAUUUUGAUUCCGUUGUUAUUCCUAUCAAUUCCGUGCCGUGUUCACAAAAAGAAAAUGGAUCUGAGAAGCCUUUCCUCAGAAUUGAACAGAGCUGAUAAAUUGUUCAAAUUAUACAUGUUAUGUUCUUCGAUCCUUAUUUUUAAAAUAAUGGCAUUGAUUGUUUUUACAAUUCUCACGAGAAUGAGGCACAAAGUGUUCAUAAGUGAAGAAGACGCCAAAUUCUUCAAGGGCGAAGUGAAACUCAACAACGACGUAGAACGUAUAAGAAGAGCUGUCCAGAACGACUUGGAAAACAUCUUGCCAUUCUUGUUCAUCGCCUAUCUUUUUUUAUACACAAACCCUUCAUCAUGGCUAGCGUACAUUUUAUUCAUUGCUUUUGUUAUCGUUAGAAUAUUGCACAGUAUCGUAUACGCAAUAUUCGUUUGUCCCCAGCCAACUAGAGCAAUUUUAUGGGGUAUUGGAUUUGGCAUUACCGCUCUCAUGGCUCUACUGAUAUUUUUGGACUCUUUACAAGGAUUGUUAACAUGACGAAAUUCUGACAAUUUUGAAUUUUAAACAAAGUACUAUUUUGAGCACCUAUAACCACGACACUGCGUACAACCAUAAUCUGCAAAAAUUUGUAUGACGAAUAUAUUGCAUCAAACAUUGUACCUGUAACGAUCUAUUGUUAAUUAAAUGAAAUUAUAAUCACGUUA
Molecule: messenger RNA, 856 nt
Organism: Coccinella septempunctata (seven-spotted ladybird)
Lineage: Eukaryota; Metazoa; Arthropoda; Insecta; Coleoptera; Coccinellidae
Product: microsomal glutathione S-transferase 1-like
Exons: 3
Coding region: 216-689 (157 amino acids)
Cellular component (GO): membrane
Source: RefSeq, a predicted model, not a curated record